GUUAGAAACGAAGUGCGUUUUCCUUUUAUACUCGGUUUGGUACUUUUUGUUCAAGCAAACGUUGAUUCCUAAAACCUUUACAGAUUUGUGAAACUCAAAAUUUUUAAGUAAGCAUCAGUGAUGGCGUCGGAGGAGUUAAAUGGUCGUCCUUUAAAAUCUGAUGCCCUAAAAUUGAAAGAAACAGCUAUCAGUACUGAUCAAAGCACUCUGAUGGGUAGUGAUGCUGGUCACGAAGAUGGUGCGACGAUAACGUGCUUCACUGAGGAUAUGAAUAAUACUACUUUUCAUAUUCAAAUCAUAAAGCUUCAUAAACAGAUAUACGCAUGGAUUGGCUGCAACUCAGCUAAAUUUGGUCAUUUAUAUGCAGCUGCCCCUACUAGACCUAGUAAUACAGUGAGUGUGACUUCCAUUCUUGGAGGUGCUUCAGAUAACACCGGCUCAAGCAUUUCUCGCCACUUAGCUCUGAAGUGCGGUGUGAACAUAAUUUUGGCUUGCAAUAUCCCUAAGAACAGCCCAUUGCUUGAGGCUGAUGCUGAGAAAAUACUCGUGCAGAAGCUAAUAAGUCUGGGAUACACAAGACCAAAAACGAGUCUUCCAGCUUCCAUGGUUGGUGUUCACUAGCUUCACUGUUUUUGUAAACUUACCUCAUAUAUCUAAUCUAUUUGUAAGGUGGAAGAGGACCGUUGUACAAUGAACAGUGUAGUUUUAAUGACUGCGACCAAAAUUGAGGUAUACAGAAAUUGACAAACACCAUCAUACUAACCGGAUUCUGUUGUGGAUUGCUCUUCUUUGUUUAUGCAAAAAUGGCUAAGUAUUCCUUCAUGUGAUUUGAUUAUUUAAAUUUCAUUUAUUACAUUAUUGG
Molecule: messenger RNA, 862 nt
Organism: Papaver somniferum (opium poppy)
Lineage: Eukaryota; Viridiplantae; Streptophyta; Magnoliopsida; Ranunculales; Papaveraceae
Exons: 5
Coding region: 121-621 (166 amino acids)
Biological process (GO): proteasome assembly
Source: RefSeq, a predicted model, not a curated record